AAAGAACAUUAUUGAAAGCGACUGAAAAAGAUUCCAGUUCGAUGAAAAAGUUGUUAAAAAUAAAUAUGAAAAUGCAUUAAUAAGGAUUGUAAACGCGAUCUGGUGCAUACACAUCAAUGGAAGGGAAUGAAAGAAAUGAAGAAGCAGUUGAAGUAAACGUAGAUCUCCAAGGACAAGGUUACAUUGAAAACAUACAAGGCAAUGAUCAGAGAUUAAAAAAUAAUGAUUGCAAAGAGCAAGUUGAAGAGGAAGUCCAAGAAGAGUCUCUUCAUUCAGAGAUUCAUUUGCAUUCAAUCCCCAACAUGCAUGUUCAUAUUCUCCAAGAAUCUCCCCACAUCAGCAAUUCUGAAGAACUCAACUCUAAUGAUCUAGAAAAUCAGUCUGCUGUAUGUGUAGUUAAUGAUGCAACAUGUACUCCUACUGUUUUGCUAUCGGAAACUAUUUCAAUGAGCUCAGCAARCAUUAAUGUCAUCCCUCACACUGUAGUUCUCACAACUCCUGGCUUGUCGAGCUUGUGCUCUACUCAAGCUGGUACRAUGGAGGAAAUUGAUGAUGAAGAACAGCAUGAACGUUUGCUUAUUUCAAAGAGUGAGACAGAAGAACUUUUGAUUUCAAAGACGGAAACAACUCAGGACCUUGAUGAUUCAUGCAUUGGGCUUACAGCCUCUGUUACUGGAAUAACAAACAGUGUUCACGAUAAGCUCAACACAACCUCAGCAGUAGAAGGAAUUGUGGUCACAGCACAUCAAACUAGCAUGUGUUACCUGCGACAAAUUUUUGACCAURAUCAAGUGACAUCUCAAGGCCAAAUGCCAACUCUAGCUCAUGGGGUAACCUCCCAUGACCUUCCGGAACUACAGCAAUGCAAGUGGCAAGGUUGCUGUCAACAUUUCUUGUCUCUAGAAGACCUAGUUCACCAUGUUAAUGAAUAUCACAUAAGAACAGAUAAGCAUGCCGAGUUCUGUUGCCAUUGGCAUGGCUGCAGUCGCAACGGCAAGGGAUUUAAUGCCAGAUAUAAAAUGCUAAUUCAUAUGCGUACUCAUACUGGAGAAAAACCGCAUAAAUGCCAUCAUGAAGACUGUGGCAAGUCAUUUUCUAGACUAGAAAACUUGAAGAUUCACCAGCGAUCACAUACUGGAGAAAGGCCUUAUAUCUGUCCCAUUGAAGGAUGCGACAAAAGAUACUCUAAUUCUAGCGAUCGUUUUAAGCAUACGAGAACUCAUUAUGAAAGAAAACCUUAUCACUGUAGAAUUGAAGGGUGUGAAAAAUGCUACACUGAUCCUAGUUCUCUGAGGAAACAUCUAAAAACACACCAUGGACAAGAUGUAAAUAUUGAAGAACAUGACUAAAAAAUUUAGCCGUUCUCAAUAAGCCUUUUCAUAGUUUAAGAAUCGACUCCACUGCGCAUGCAAUUUUAUCCCGAAUUUCUCAACUUCUUUUGUCUAAACCUUUUGUUCUUAAUUAAACAAAAGGUGAGAAAUUCGGGAAAAAAUCGCAUGCGCAGUGGAAUCGAUUCUUAAACUAUGAAAAGGCUUAUAGCAUACAUACAAGAUCAUGCAAAUUACUGUUGGUGCAAAUGACAUUGCCAGUGAACACAAAGAUUUCAGGGGCAUGUGCCAGCUAUGAAAUGUCAUGCAAACGCCAAUGAUUUACAGUGAUUUUGCACGUACAUUAUGUAAUGUUGAGAAUGACUAAAUUGGCCUUCCUUAAUUGUUUUAUCUCUUGAAAACUUUUUAUCAAUAGUUAGGUUUUCUUUAGGCAUAUUUACUAGGGGGAGGGGUGCCUGCGAAGUAUGAGAAACACAGAAAAAGUGUUCAGCUUAUAUUGUCCAAGUAUUUUAUGAAAUGACUGUUUUAAAUUAAUAUACCAAUUAGAAAAAAAAUUUAAAAUCUGUUAUAGAAAAAUUAUGCUGUUUCAUGUCGCUUUUAAAAUAAUAUACUAUACCUCACUAUAAUUUUAUGAACCAACUUGCAGAAUUCAAUCCUAACCCUAUGGGCUAGGACGGUAUGAUUUUCGCCUACAACUAUCUUAUACAACAYGCUCACACCAUCCUACAACUCGAGUCGUAGCGUGUAAAUCAAGCCUACUACUCGCCUAUGACAGAUGYGAGCAUGUUGUAUACGACAGUUGUAGGCAAAAAUCGUACCCUCUAAACCGGCCUUUAGAGUGCAUACCAUAUAUCUGUGAAAAACUUUGUAAGAAAUUGCACAAAUUAAUAAGUAAUAUAUACAGUAUGAGUGGCUGUGUUUUAUAAGAUAUACAACCAYGAGGYGUAGCYGAGUGAUUGUAUAUCUGAUACAACACGGACACGAAUACUGUAUAUGACUUAUCAAACRUCUAGGUUAGUUACUUUGUGUUUCACUAAAGUGAAUUUGGCCAAGAAAAUCCAACUUAAAGUUUAUGCAAAUGAACACAGUUUUGUAUCAGAUUUACAACACUCUUCAUGACUGGAUUUCUGUUGUGUUUUCCUCAUGAAUUAUUAAUGAGUUUGAUAAGUUCAGUAAACCUAUAAAACUKAACACCAAUUUGUACAAUUUUGUUAUUUAACUUUUUCACGGAUAUAUACAUAGUCUACAUUCUACUAUGCACAGCACUACCCAAUUGCAUGAGUAUGAAAUUGUACAAUUUUCUGUCGUGACAAAAUAGAAUUUUGGCAGAUGUCYGGCAUGUCCAUAAAGAACAGAAAUAGUAAAUUAUGAAUAUCUAUAGGAAAACAAUUUUGGAGUAUACUUUUCUUAUCAUAAUUUACACAGCAGCAAAUAAAGACUUGAAUCUUGGAGUGCAAAUGAGUGUGACCRAUAUUGGCCUGUGCAUAGCCUAUUUAACAAUUAUUAAACCACUUGUGCUCAUGAUCUACAAGUCAAUAGUCCAUUCAGCCGUUGGCCUCGUGGGCUUUUGACUCCUAGACAAUGAGGUCAUAUGCAUAUUAAGGCGCUAUUAGCAGCCGUGCAGCUUACAA
Molecule: messenger RNA, 2959 nt
Organism: Actinia tenebrosa (Australian red waratah sea anemone)
Lineage: Eukaryota; Metazoa; Cnidaria; Anthozoa; Actiniaria; Actiniidae
Biological process (GO): regulation of transcription by RNA polymerase II
Cellular component (GO): nucleus
Molecular function (GO): DNA-binding transcription factor activity, RNA polymerase II-specific; RNA polymerase II cis-regulatory region sequence-specific DNA binding
Source: RefSeq, a predicted model, not a curated record